Molecule: messenger RNA, 4935 nt
Organism: Rhopilema esculentum
Lineage: Eukaryota; Metazoa; Cnidaria; Scyphozoa; Rhizostomeae; Rhizostomatidae
Source: RefSeq, a predicted model, not a curated record
AAAAUAAUUAUUAACCCAAAAAUACGCCAUUAACAGCUCAGACUGUAACAACUGUUUUAAAAGGAAGCCGAAGCAAAUGACCACACCAGUUGAAAUCAAUGUUUUCAUCUUGCUAGUUUUAUCACGUAUAUAAUAUAUAACUUUAUAAUAACUGUGUAUUAAUAAGAAGUGAUCACUUCCACUAAGGAUUUGGCUGCUAAUAGAUACUGCAUUUGUUGGAAUUGCUUGUCUUACAUAAUUUGUUGAUGCAGCUCAUGAUUUCUUAUAUACAGUUCAUAAUUGGUAUAUACACUUAACUUGCAAUCAGAUUUCUUAUAUACUGUUCAUAAUUGGCAUCUUAAGAAAUUUAAUUCUAUUAAGCAUAAGGCUGUAGUUAUGGAUAAUACCACAGCCUAAAGUUAAAUCUGGCUGUCUUUUGUCAGGACCUGAUCCUCAUGACCUGCCUAGUAUGGGUAUCCCUUGCUGGAACCUGAAUUCCACCUUGUAAAGCUCAUAGAGUAAAAGAAGUCACUCAAGCAUCUUCACCACAUCAAGGUAACAGCUCUUGAAGAUGUCUUUUUACAAACAGAACACAACACUAGUUUAACAAAACACAGCAAUAAGGCUUUCAGAACAAAACAAGAUUAUAGAGGUUUUAAUUAACAAACAGUUGCCUAUAACUCAAACUUGGCAAAAUAUCAAGCUUAUUUAUAGCUAUUUACAAAAUACAACUCAGAAACUCGGUGCCUUUGAACCCAAUCGUCAAAGGUGAACAAAUCAGAUUCAGUUUCUUGACUCGUGUCAGAAUGCAACUGAGUAUCUCAAACAAUAUUAAAUUCUAAUUCCCCAUCCAUUUCCCCCAUCCAUUAAAUAUAUUUUCUGCUGUCAUAUUCAUAGAAAUUCCAUUGCCUUCAACGGGAGUUGAUGUUUCAGCAAAUAAUUGAUCUUGUAUCUCACCAACAGAAAGCUCUGUGUCUUGCUCAUCACAGACACACAUAUUUCCAACAAUGAAUUUAUCUGGAAUGAGAUUUUUGUCGACUUUGCUCAAAAUAUCAGGUUCCAAAUCCUCAUUCUCAUCUAUAUUCAAAUUAAGCUUAGGUCUUAGCCCUCCCUUGCAUUCUUCAAACCCAAACUCAACAGGGUUAGGGUAAACUAUUUUCUCACUAAAUAUCUGAUCAUAUUCAUAUGCUUGAACUCCUUCCUGGCAACAUUCCCUAAAAACAUUUAGAGCCAAUGUUUUUGUCACAUAUCUUAGUCCAGGAUUUUUAUCAUUUCCUGUGUAAAUGCUCAGUGCACCAAGACUUUCCAAAAGAAAUAUUGUGUUCUUAAAGCAGCCAGCAGAGACUAGAUCUUCAUACAGUUUCCAAACAUCAAUAAAGAAAUUCAUCUUCACCCUUGAAUUCUUGGCUUUAAAUUCCUCUACACUAUCUCCUUCUUUUGCCUUUUUGGUAGGCUUUCCUGUCUCAAAAUCAACUAAUUUGUUGUGAAUAGAGCAGUAGAGUUUUAUAGAAUUUGUCACAAUCAACUUUCUGAUCAGGUUAUGUUUUAGUAAAAGAAUUGUGACAUUAUCUGUUUCAGGACAAUUGAUGACAAUAGAUUUUCCUUUUCACUUCUGUUUUACAAUAAAAAUCUGUCUAGUGCAAAAAAGACUGCUGUGUCAGGUUAAGGAUGGUAACAGCUGUAGUCAUAUGUAGAAAGAAAAAGAUUUCCAAUGCCAUCAACUGAAUAGGAAUCAGAAAUACCACAGUUGCCACCAAUAACUACAUGAGUGAAAUUAUUUGGGAGAUUCUGUGGCUGUAAGAAAGUUAUAUCCUGACAUGCUCUAACAUAAGCAGUAAUAAUUUUCUGGUGACCAUUGUCUCUGUCUAACCAUCUAGUUGCAUAGGACUUGAUGAGCUUAUUUUGAUCCACCUGCACACAUCAAGAGGGGAAGUAAGCACAAAUGUUCUUGUUGCUUCAGUACAGCCUUUAGUCUGAUCUGCACGCCGAUCAAAAGUUUGAAUGAAAGUAAAAUGUGUGCUUUUGUUGGCAUAUUUAUGUGCAAAUGGAAUCACAGUUUCUUUGAUCAUUCUAAAGCACAUCUCUUUGUAAGAACAAAUUGGGAUCUUCAGGCUUCUAAAAUCAAACAUGCAGUCUCUAAUCAUACAAGUGACAUUUUUCAGGUUGUCAGUGGCAGAUUCAAAGGAUUGAGAAUUCAAAAAAGAUGACUCAGAAGAUUUGAAGAGCCACAAAGUCAAGUCAGACUUUUUGGCAAAAUGUAGACUGGCACCAUCCUUUUUCAGUAACUGAAUAGGCUUACUGGUGUCAGACAUGGACACUUGCAUGCCAGUAGACUGCAGUAAGAGUUCAGACAUCACCUCAACUUGUUGUUUAGCGUGAUUAAGAUCAGCUUUCUGUUGUCUUUUUGUUGGAGAUCUCUGUACAGUUAAGAUUUCAGGAAAUUUUGGAUUUUCUAACUUAUCACAGAAACAAACUUAUCAACCCUUUUUUCCCUAAUUUCCUGAAGAUUAGUUAAAUCAAAAUUUAUGCUCUCGUUGAUUGAAUGUAGGACAUGCAUUUCUUUAGGAAAAAAAUCAUCUGCUUUAUGUUUCAAGAGACUGUUGAAUACUUUCUCCAAACCCUUUUGCCAACAAGCUCUUAGACAAAUAAAAGAGGUGAUUUUCAAUCUAUGGGUUGGAGGUUUUGCUUUAUAUUCUGCUAUCCUAAGUUCUGUUUUCAGAUUAUUGUGGCAGAGCUCUCUUUCCUGUAUCAUGGAUGCCUUAUUUAGUACAUUCUGCACUGUACCAAGUUUAAAACAGUUUUUUGCACUCUUAUUAAAAAGUGCUUAAAGGUUUUGAUCUAGAGGUCUGCAGUGUCCUGGCUCAGAUGAUUUGUUUGAAACCCACAGUGUUCUGACAUUGGAUUCUUCGAAAGGUCUUAAUAAAAACAUAUCUCGAACAUGAUAACAAAGGGCAGGACCAUAGUUAAAGCUCCGUGACAAUUUUGGUAAAGAGCAUAUCCAGAUCAAAGUCUCUACUCUAUUCUCUAUUCAAGAAACCCAAGUACAGAAAGCCCUUCAAGUAGUUAAUAAUUACUUUCAACUCUGGUUGAUAUUUUGCAAAAUGUUCACAGAACUCCUUUACUUGCUCUAAGUUUGUAAUCUUAUUUUCAUAUUUCUGUAUUGCUCCCAGUAGUUCAGUUAUGCCAGCCAAAAUGUCAUGAUAAUAAAACUGAUUCGAAGAAUCAAAAUCUUUCAUAGAUAGCAAAUACUGGAUUUUACAUGCACUUUGGUUAUCUAGAAAGGCAGCUGCAUGCUUCUCAAUAUGAAAUUUGCCAUACCGCUUUACUAGUUUUUCAUGCAAAUUGGCAAGUUUAUGGAAAGACCCAGAGGAAUAGUGUUGAUAUCCAUGAGUAGCGCAAAGGAUUCAAAUGGAGAAGUUGAUCUAGAUGUGCCCAAACCUGAUAAUCUGCUCCAAAUGUUAUACAUUUUGAAACUGGAGGGUAAUCGAUCCAACUGAAGGGGUGAUCAAGAAGUGAUACAAAUGAAAACAUCCAAAUAAAUAAGGUCUCUGCAGAUUGCUCAAUCUCAGUUUGAAACAUGUCAAAUUUCAUUGUAUUCCUCAAUAAAUGAUCUUUUGGAAAAAAUUCAUUAUUCCAGAACUUGUCAAAUUCACUUAUCUCAAUAUUCUUUACACUAACACACUGAGCCAGAUAUUAAUUGAAAUUAAUAAGCAUAUAUGAUACACUCUUGCAACCAGUAGUUUCAUCAAUAAUUUUUAAAGCCUUAUCAAAAUAAACCAUGGCCACUUCAAAUUCAUUGUUUGCGGCUUUCAACACAGCCAGUUGGUUAAGGACCUUUCCGAGGAUACUAUGAUAUUCUGGCAAAACUUUGUCUGAAUAAUCACAGCAAAGCUGUGCCCUUUCUAAAGCUUCUGAAAAAUUACCCUGGCAUGCUAAAGUAGAGCUAGCAAGGCUAUGUGUUGCAAUUCUAUGAUAUUGGUCAAUUAUAUUGCCUUCUUUAAAUACUACAGCAUCCAAUGUGUUUUUACUUUGAUCCAUAGUCUAUAGAAUUGGGACGGUCUGGAAACCUUUUGUCUUGAUAAAAGGAAGCUGCCUCGGAUGUUGAGGCAACUAGUUUCCAGGUCCUUCACAAGAUCGAAUGUGCACAAGGAAGUCAAAGAGAUGGAGUUGGAGAGUGAACUAAAUGAUUGCGAUAUAAUCUUGCAGUUGCUCGAUGAAAACUCCGCUGAACUUCAAUUAGAUUUUGAGCGGGCAGUAGAUGAGGUUCAAGAGAACAUUGUGGAGUGCCCUGAUUGUCAAAAAGUCUAUAAAACGAAAGGGGGACGCAGAAGACAUCAAAAGGCAAAACAUCCUGAUUCUGGUCAUAAGUCUGAGUCUCCAGAACUUGACCUUACACAGUAUAUUUAUGAAAACUUGGUGAAUAAUGGGGCCAAAUCAUUAGCGUCUGACCUUUGUCUUCCUCCAGCAGAAAGGGCAGCAUUUUGGUCAUACACAUUCAAAGUAGAUAACUGUCAUGCAACAAAUGGACUUCACUUGGCUCAGAAAUUGUUCAAAGUUUUGGUGCAUAAAGCAAAUGCUGCUAAGUUUUACAAGAUAUUUUAUGCCCAAUUUGUAGCUAAAGCAAAUUCAUACCUCCAAGAAUUGUCAGAGCCACAAGCAGUUUUCCUUGCAAUGAAAUUGGCAGACAGUCUACUUGCAGUACAGGAAGAGCAAAAACCCUCUGCAGACAUGGGAAUGCCUCAGGUUAAAAUAACAGAAAAAGAAAAGUUGGCAAUGCAGUAUCUAGGUGGAUAUGUGCUUUCUAACCUUAACAACAAGAAGUUUCAUCAUGCACGGUUUUAUUCUAAAUUAGAAAGCCAAGACUGCAUAAUGAUUCUUCGAGCUGGAAGAUGUCAGGAUGAUUCAUCUCAAAAGUGUACUGGAAAAGCACGUCGCUGUUUUGCAAAAAUCAAAUGA